AUGGCUCCAAGACGACCCCAACUUGAAGCCUCUUCCACAUCCCACAAGCCAGUGGGUGGACCAGAUCAACUCCCGGUAGCCAGAUCUUCUCACACAAUCGACGGGAUACAUUCCCAACGCAGUCUCCACACAGAUCCAGAUCUUGUUAAUGUUAAGGAAUUUCUUGUGACUGGUUCUAAGAUGCCUUUAUGGCUCUACCUCGUCGAGUGUAACAUCCAUCCCAGGGAGCCACUGAGUCAUGGUUUUCCUCCGCUUAACAACGUUUCGGAACAUCGAUGGGAAAAGCCAGCUACACCAGGGAUUUUGGCUCGCCAUAUCGAAAAUCACUUUGAAAUUGAAGGCCUUCUUGAGAACGACCGAAACCAAAAAAAAUUCAGGCACGAGAUCCAGGGAGGUUACAGAUGCCUCUUUCUUCUCGAAAAGCAUGCACUCUCGCACAUCAAGGCUAAAGAAGCGGAGAAAAAAGAAUUUGCUAAGUGGAGGAUCUAUCUUAUAGAGGGAAGGAAGCUUAGCGACCAUCAAGCAGUGGUCGUUGAUGUCGACAAGGCACAUAAGAUAUUGUCCUCGUCAGGCUUGAUAACACAGAGGUUGAGUACUGCAACCACGGAAGGCGCUUAUCUUGUGCUCGGUGGUAUCGAUGCCCAUGAGGUAUCUGGUAGCUACCCUUUGAACGCAAGACGGCUUUGGGAACUGGGUCUCAGUGAAGUCGAGCUCGCUGCCAUUCGAAAAGGCAUCGAACUAGGAGCUCUGAAUGUCAUCGACAUGGCAGGAGAGCCUUUGCUACUAGAUGAACAUCAAGAAGCGAGUCAGCAAACCGGAGACCAAGACACUACUUCUGCUGCUAUAAACAAAUUACGACAACCUUUCCCUGGGGAGAUUAAAAGCGUCAUUCAAGCCAAGCGGGACAGGAAAAAUAAGGGCAAAUAUCUAUUCAGAGUUGACUGGGUAGGAGUAUGGAUUCCGAAGGAUGAGUGGCUGCCACAUGCAAACGUACCCAAGGAAAUGAGGGACCCCGCUAUCAAGGAAUUCGAAGCAAAAAGGAAGGCUGAGAAUUUAAAGUCCAACGCUGCGAAAAAAAGAAAGGCAGAUGGCCAUCCAAUGGCCGAGUAG
Molecule: messenger RNA, 1110 nt
Organism: Glarea lozoyensis ATCC 20868
Lineage: Eukaryota; Fungi; Ascomycota; Leotiomycetes; Helotiales; Helotiaceae
Exons: 1
Coding region: 1-1110 (369 amino acids)
Source: RefSeq, a predicted model, not a curated record